Messenger RNA from Rhinocladiella mackenziei CBS 650.93, 3387 nucleotides. RefSeq names its product chitin synthase 1. Gene Ontology annotation, cellular component: cell septum; cell periphery. Gene Ontology annotation, molecular function: chitin synthase activity. The coding region runs from base 1 to 3387 and encodes 1128 amino acids. The transcript is spliced from 2 exons. The record is from RefSeq and is a predicted model, not a curated record. NCBI's taxonomy places the organism in Eukaryota, Fungi, Ascomycota, Eurotiomycetes, Chaetothyriales, Herpotrichiellaceae.
AUGGACGGACCUCGUACUCCCACUCGAGCUCCUCCAAGUUGUGCUGACGGCCCUCCCUCUUAUGUCCAUACUCCCGGCGAAGAAGACAAUAUGAGUGUUCCCGGGCACAACUCGUCGCUCAGGCUGCUCCCCCAGGACGAGUACCGAUCGUACGUGACAACUCCCACUACACCUACGCAAUCCAAUGACCUCCCUUCACCCAAAUUCAAGCCAGUUUUUAGCCCAAUGGCGUCGCAUGCAACUUGGGACGACUCCCCCAUAGAGUCUGCCGAACGAGGCACCAGACCACAAACUCCUGGGUGUUCUCUGAUCGCUGAGGCGGAAGAAAAGCUCCAGCGCGGUCGAGAAAAUUUGGCCUUCAUUGGCCGGGUUCCUACUCUCAAAGCUCCUGUAACCUUGAAAAAGACUCCCCCGACUGACCGAAGUCCUCCUUACAGACCCUCUCCAACAAGUCGAGUAUCCCCCGAACGAUACCAGAGACCCGCAGCUUCGACCGCCUACAGCUCUCGUCCUAGCUCAAGUCUAGGCCGAGCACCUUCAAUACCUCUCCCCACCGCGAACCCUCGGUCUCCCAUCCGACCAUCCACUCCUUCUCGCGUCUCCACAGAUUGGGGCAGACCGGCGGCCUCUAGCGUGGCAUACGAACCCGCCGACCUCAAUGGCAGUCCCCGUCCAGGCACCCCAUCUUCACAAUAUGGCGGAAGCCCAAGGAGACCUCUACCCCCUGCGCCACUCUUUUCUACCAAGGGUCCCUCGGAAACCACAAUUCCCAUACCAGGGCCAGAGUCAGAGAACGAUGUCUUCGCCAAGGGUAGCCCCAUAAUCCCAGACAGUGACCCCCGGGCAAGUUUGAAAUCUACACAUUCAUACAUGACGGACUCCACUUUCACAGAAGAGGAUGACAUUCCGAAUGAGAAGUUUGAUCACUAUGGACCGGCACCAGAAGGGAGGCAAGACCGACGAGGAUUGAGAGAAGCACAAAUGACCAAGAAAGAGGUCAGACUGAUCAAUGGAGAGCUGAUUCUCGAAUGCAAAAUUCCUACGAUCCUGUACAGUUUCUUGCCUCGAAGAGAUGAGCGCGAGUUCACACAUAUGCGAUACACUGCCGUCACUUGCGAUCCGGAUGACUUCGUGGUCAAAGGGUACAAGCUGCGCCAAAACAUUGGACCGACCAUACGUGAAACCGAGCUCCUCAUCUGCGUUACCAUGUACAAUGAGGGAGAGAUCGAAUUUACGAGGACAAUGCACGGCAUCAUGCGAAACAUCGCGCACUUUUGCUCCCGGACCAAAUCCCGAACAUGGGGGAAAGACGGGUGGCAGAAAAUCGUUGUCUGUGUCAUUGCAGAUGGAAGACAGAAGGUUCAUCCACGAACACUAAAUGCGUUGGCGGCGAUGGGGGUUUAUCAAGACGGCAUAGCCAAGAACGUUGUCAACCAGAAAGAAGUCACUGCCCAUGUGUACGAAUACACGACUCAAGUGUCCUUGGACGAGACUCUGAAAUUCAAAGGUGCGGAGAAAGGGAUUGUCCCCUGUCAAAUGAUCUUUUGCUUGAAGGAGAAGAACAAGAAGAAACUCAACUCUCAUCGGUGGUUUUUCAACGCUUUUGGACGGGCGUUGAUACCAAACGUGUGCAUCCUUCUUGACGUUGGUACCAAACCCGAUUCCAAAGCUUUAUAUCAUCUCUGGAAAGCAUUCGAUCAAGACUCAAAUGUGGCCGGCGCCGCCGGAGAGAUCAAGGCCGAUAAAGGUAAAGGAUGGAUUGGCCUGCUCAACCCGCUCGUUGCUUCACAAAACUUCGAGUACAAGAUGAGUAACAUUCUCGACAAGCCACUCGAGUCAGUCUUUGGCUACAUCACGGUCUUACCGGGUGCGCUCUCAGCAUAUCGAUACUAUGCUCUCCAGAAUGAUCCGAGUGGUCAUGGUCCGCUCAGCCAAUACUUCAAGGGAGAAACGCUGCACGGUCGUGAUGCCGAUGUUUUCACUGCAAACAUGUAUCUUGCAGAAGAUCGAAUCCUUUGUUGGGAGCUUGUCGCUAAGCGUGGUGAGCAAUGGGUGUUGAAGUUUGUCAAGAGUGCCUAUGGCGAAACGGAUGUGCCAGAUGCUGUCCCAGAGUUCGUUUCUCAGCGGCGACGUUGGCUCAAUGGGGCCUUCUUUGCAGCAGUCUACUCCCUGGUCCAUUUCCGACAAAUAUGGCAGACUGACCACACCCUGACUCGAAAAAUUUUAUUGCAUAUCGAAUUCGUCUAUCAAUUCAUAUCCCUCCUCUUCACCUAUUUCUCUCUCGCAAACUUCUAUCUUACCUUUUACUUUAUUUGCGGUUCAUUGGCGGAUCCUCAAAUCGAUCCAUUCGGCCACAACAUUGGCAAAUAUAUUUUCACCGUCCUGCGCUAUAUUUGCGUGCUCUUGAUCUGUCUUCAGUUCAUUUUGAGCUUGGGCAAUCGACCACAGGGCGCCAAAAAAUUCUUUAUGGGAACCAUGGUCACUUAUUCCGUCAUUAUGGCGUACACGACAUUUGCAUCCUUGUAUAUCGUCAUUAAGCAGCUCACGGCUCAUGCCAUUGAGGAAACCGACCCAGAUAAUCCCUACAAGCUGGGGAACAACAUUUUCACCAACCUCAUUGUUAGUACGGUUAGCACCAUAGGAUUGUACUUCCUCAUGUCAUUCCUUUAUCUGGACCCGUGGCACAUGUUCACCAGUUCAGCACAAUAUUUUGCCCUCCUGCCGUCAUACAUCUGUACAUUGCAGGUGUAUGCAUUCUGCAACACUCACGACGUUACAUGGGGUACGAAGGGUGACAACGUUCUCCAUACCGAUCUCGGUGCCGCUAAGGCCAUUGGAUCUGGAAAUACCGUCGAGGUCGAGAUGCCUUCCGAACAACUUGACAUUGACUCUGGAUAUGAUGUCGCCUUACGAAAUUUGCGAGACCGUGUUGAAGUCCCCAAACCAGCGGUCAGCGAAAGUCAGCUUCAGGAAGACUAUUACAAGUCGGUUCGAACAUACAUGGUGUCGAUCUGGAUGAUUUGUAACGCCAUCCUCGCCAUGGCUGUCUCCGAAGCAUAUCCCGUGGGGAGCCACAUUAAGGACAACUUCUAUCUGACAUUCAUUCUCUGGUCUGUGGCAGCGGUUGCCUUGUUCCGCGCGAUAGGUUCUUCUGCUUUCGGAAUUAUCAAUAUUGUUUCUGCAAUUGCAGAAGGCCGACUGCAAGCCAAGUUCGAAAGAAUAUUUGGCGGAGGAGACGAGCAUGGACGCCAUCGGGCUGGCCUGGGAAGUGGGAUCAGCGAGUCCGGCAAGACUGGAGUCUCGGGUGGCUCUAGCGGCAGUGGGAUGAGCUUGAGUGAUGUGACGAGCAAGAUUAGUGAAAAAUUCAGCUGGAUCAGUGGGAGGUAG